ACGAUAAUUAUAAUCACACGAAGUGCCUUGAUAAUUACAUAAUUUGUUAUUAAACAGACUAGACUAUCGAUGGCGCGUCAAUAAUAAUUUAAAAAAUUGAAUUAAAUUGGACGAUUAAUGACCGUUCUGCUCAGUUCGUCUAAAGAGUUCGCUGUUUGACCAAUGGCGGUAUCUUGGAGCAAUGAAGAUAUUCAUUGGAAUCGAUUUGUUUGUGCACUCAGUACUUCACCAUAUUGGAUUUUAUUUGUUUGGAAAUCAUAUUUCGAGUACCCGAAAUGGGACGACACCAUGAAAUCACUGAAGGCAGUUCAUCCAGCUCAAAAUGAUACUAAAAGGAUAGAGGCAGGUGCAUUCUCCGGAUUGAAUAUGAAUGCUCUUUAUCUCUUGGACAAUAAAGUGGAUAGAGUCAUUGAGACAGAAGACUUUGGCCAUGAACUCCUAGCAGCAGCGUCUAGAGUCAGCGAAGAUAAUCCACAAAUAAAGAUGUUUUGAUUCAGUAUUCGAUCCCCGUGAGAU
Fopius arisanus is the source of this 516-nucleotide messenger RNA. RefSeq lists its product as uncharacterized. The transcript is spliced from 2 exons. Bases 163 to 492 code for a protein of 109 amino acids. The record is from RefSeq and is a predicted model, not a curated record. Lineage: Eukaryota; Metazoa; Arthropoda; Insecta; Hymenoptera; Braconidae.